This is a messenger RNA of Acanthamoeba castellanii str. Neff, 2337 nucleotides long. RefSeq lists its product as uncharacterized. Bases 1 to 2337 code for a protein of 778 amino acids. NCBI's taxonomy places the organism in Eukaryota, Discosea, Longamoebia, Acanthamoebidae. The transcript has 16 exons. The record is from RefSeq and is a predicted model, not a curated record.
AUGGAGACCGCAAGUGCGUUGGCGCCACCUUCGGGCGGGUCGUUGAGUUCCGUGACGUCGGGCAUCUUGGCGGCGGGACAGCAGCUUUGCCACAAUCUCUACCUCCAGUCCAAGCAGCCAAUGGCCUAUCACCAAAUCGAAGCUGCGUUGAUCGAGCAGACGUCGAAGGGCAAGAAGGCAUCGACGGCCAAGGUGGUCGAGGCCCUGCGUGGACUCAGCUUCUACACGCCCGACGAGCAGCUCAUCGACGUUCUCCUCAACGUGCUGGCGCAGCACGAGGACCGCAAGAUCGCGGGCGCGGUCUACCAUUUCCUGUCGUCGGCGCCCCAGCAGCUUCGCUCCGACGGACUUACCAACGAGGCCAAACACACGUCGGUCGGCCGUCGCGCGCUCGCGCUCCGCACCCUGGCCACCUUGGCUCCCUCCGACAACAAGACCAUCGAUGACUUCUUGGUCGACGCCAUCAGCAACGUCGUGCUCAAGGAGGAGGAAGUUGACCCGCAAAAGACAUCGAGGCGCACGUUCAGGAGGCAUAAAACGGAGACGAGCGAGACGGAGAGGCCGCUCGACCAGGCCGGCGCUCUGCUCGCCGCCCGCUACCGCUUCGGCAACACUCGGCCGCUCAUUCCAGUCGCAAUUCGAGGAAUGUUCUGCGAUGACCCUGUCGGCGCGCGGCACGCCAUCGCCUUGUGCCUUCAGCUCGCCGCCCUCUACCCGGUGGAAGUGGCCGAGGGCGUCAAGGACUUUUUGCCGCAGAACGUGAUGCGAACCCCGAGACCGGCCGUCAUCACGGCCACUUCCUUCCCUGGCGACCGCCCCAACCUCUCCGACACAUUCGCGCGUGCGCUGUUCGUGCGCGUGUGCGGCCGGCUGGCCCAGUCGACCGAGGUGAGCAAGGACGUGGGCGAGGCCUUCUUCCAGGCGCUCUGCCAGUCAGUCGCCGAUCUCAACGAGCGCGUGGCGUUCGAGGCCGUGGCUGCCCUGUGCGCCUUCCCUUGGUCUCGCAUCUCCGCCGCCUGCGUCCUCCCCAUCGCCGACGAGUAUGGCUACAAGCCGAGCGGCAAGCUGCCCCUGGCCCAGGCGGUGGUGACCCGCAUCGUCCAGGCGCUGAGCGACCCCACGCGCUCGGCCGUGGCGCUCCACGCCGCGUGCAGGACCGCGCGUCUCUUCGCCCGCGCUCGCAUCAUUAACUCGAGCUCCCACGUGCGAGACGCGGACGGCACGCUGGACGUCAUGUGCCGCUCUCUGCUGGCGCUGCUGCCGCAGGCCAAUAACAACAGCGCCUCGUCGUCGACUUCGAGCGUCGAGACCGGCCGCAUUUACAUCGAGAUGGAGGUGAUGCGGGCGCUGGUGUGGCUCACGUUCCCGCACCACAACACCCACACCUACGCCAACGCCUUUGGCCAUCACAUCCGCGCCAACAUCUUCUCGUCGGCUCAGCUCGCCGAUCUGUUCAAGGAGCUGCACGAGCGUGUCGAGGCCAGCCCCGACAUGAUCAAGUUCGCCACAAAACUGGCCUACGUGUGGUACUCGAACGUGCCCGAGAAGACAAACGCCGACUCUAUCACGGCGUUGUGGGCCACCAUUCUGAAGCUGGAUGAGGAAUUCGACGCGCGCGGCCGCCGGCAGGGCGAAGAAGAGGAGGAGAGCCGCGAGAACGGCGAUGGCGGUGAAGACGAGUUCGAAGAUUACCGCUAUUCCGAGGGUGACCAACCCACCAAGGCCAAGGCACUGCGCGAGGUUCUCCUCAAGCAUGUGUUCAAGAUGCUCGACUGCCAGCACAAGGCCUCGCAGUCCACGCCCGACACGAAGAGGAUCCGGGAUGUCGUGUGGCGGCUGCGCACGCGCUUCUACCACUUCCUCGCCGAGAACGCUCAGUUCCUCUCCGCCUGGGAUUCCGAGAGCGACGUUGAGGAAUCAGCGGCGCUGAAGGCCAUCCUGCUCCGGCUUGAGGCCGCGGCGGUGAGCGGCUCGUGGGAGACGAGGAUUGUGGCGGCCGAGGGCGUGGCCAAGCUGGCUUUCCGUCUUCCCGCCCUGCGCUCGCAGGUGGGCCACCUCUUCACCAGCGCCGAAUCUACAUCGUCUUCGUCGUCGUCAGCCAAGACCGCCACGUCAUCGUCUUCAUCGUCGGUGCCGGGCGCGUUGUUGUUGCGAUCGCCGCCGGUGGUGCCGUGGGUGGCGUCGCCGGCAGUGCACCUGAUGGAGCUCUCUGCCGGGCUGCAGGACCGGGGCGUGAGCUUCCUGUCGCUCCCGCUCGAGGAGCGCCGCUCGGCCGCCGAGAUCAGCGCCAAGGUCAAGAGCCAGAUGAACCUCUUCGGGCAGCUCCUUGCCGACUGA